This is a messenger RNA of Drosophila melanogaster (fruit fly), 3382 nucleotides long. It is a transcript of the gene CaMKI, whose product is annotated as Calcium/calmodulin-dependent protein kinase I. The coding region runs from base 1417 to 2634 and encodes 405 amino acids. Lineage: Eukaryota; Metazoa; Arthropoda; Insecta; Diptera; Drosophilidae. Gene Ontology annotation, molecular function: nucleotide binding; protein serine/threonine kinase activity; protein kinase activity. The record is from RefSeq and is marked reviewed. The transcript has 9 exons.
AAGAAUUAUAAUUUCCAAGAUUGGUUCCAAGGUUUAGUUCCAAAAUAUCAAUAGGAAAUCAAUAGAGUACAGAUAUAAAUUUAUUUAAAUAUUUUUAAUCACCAAGAAAUUUUUGUUCAAUUUGUUUUGACUUAACCAGAACCAGGUGACGUAUCACAAUUUUAACAGUCAAUGCUAAUGUUUCAAAAUAAGUUUGUCACGUUUAAAGUUCCGCUAAGAUUUGGAAACAAUGGAGCAGUGUGUCACGGUAAACCAAUUUGUGAAAAUCGUACUGAGAAUUUAUUUCCGGAUUUGGUUGAAAGUUACUUUUUUGAAAGAUUUUAACUGUAUAAAUGUAUAGUAUUAAGUAUUAUGUAAAAAAAAUAACGACAUAACUUGAAAAAUUAAUUUUUUUGUUCGUGUCCGAUAGUCUAUGAGCUAAUCAAAAAACAAAUUCAUUACAUUUGCUUUGCAAAUAAAAAGGUAAGAUGUAUAAUCACUAACUUACUAUGCUAUAUGUAUAUACAUAUAAGCGCUCCAGAGAAAAAUGACUAACAAUUCGCUUUUGGGAAAAACUACAUAUACAUAGAUUAGUAGUACAAAGUUUUUAGGAAAAAAUAGCUGACUGGUCAACACUGCCACAAUGGUUGCGCCAGCGCCUGAAGAAAAUCAAUAAAUCAAUACUAAAAGUAAUUGUAAUUCCUAGCGUGUGUAUUCCUUUAAAACAGACAUUACGCUGCAACGCACAAGUAUUUAUAGAUUUGGAGAAUACUGAAUAAAUAUUUGUGUAAACAAAAGGACCUGUAAACAGUUUCUAGAUACAUUUGAUGUAUUUUUUUUAAAUAGAAACGUGUUGGCUUGCAACAAAGUCUGCAAUAUGGGGAACGUUUUGAAAAUUCGUCUUCAAUUGUUUUCUGCUUUCAAGUGAAGCCACCGAGAUCCUGCGCUUGUUUUGGUUAAUUCGUAAUACUUCUUAAGCAUGUAUAAAACUUAUACAUGUAUAUGUAAAUAAACCCAAUUAUAUAUUAUAUAUGUAUAUGUAUAUAUAUGCAUAUAUAUAAAUAUUGUAUAUUAUUGUAUAUAUAUAUAUAUAUAUAUAUAUAUACGUAAAUAUUGUGUGAUAUGCAAGUGUCUGUUUUCGACUACAGAUGUACGCAAUAUAAGGUAAUCAGCUAAAAUUUAACCUUUGGCAGCUGGGCUCAUUACUGAGCGGAAUAAUUGAGCUCCCAAACCGAAAACAACUGCAUUGCUUUGUGUCUAGCUAUGUAUGUAUGUAACCUGCUUUUGUGAAUAUAUAUGAUCGUCUUCGCUGAUAGGGUUCGUCGUUAUAACUUUUAGAACCCUGUGAGAAGUCUGGCUUAAACUGUUGAAGAGUAAUAACCAUGCGAAUUUCGGCAAUCUAAAAUACAUACUACUUCAAAAUCAACUUGCUUAGAAAUGCCUUUGUUUGGCAAAAAGGAUUCGGGCAAGAAAGCCAAGGCGAAGGACUUAAAGGAGCUCAAUAAGCAAGUGUCAAUUGAAGAGAAAUACAAUCUUCACGGACUUCUGGGGACUGGAGCCUUUUCAGAAGUACGCCUAGCCGAAAGCAAAGAUUCGCCAGGCGAACAUUUUGCAGUGAAAAUUAUCGAUAAGAAAGCUCUAAAGGGAAAGGAAGAAUCUCUGGAGAAUGAAAUUCGCGUUUUGAGAAGGUUCAGUGCAAAUCAUUUCGAUGGCAAAUGUCUAAAUGGAACGCGGUUAACUCAUCCAAAUAUAGUGCAACUCUUAGAAACGUAUGAGGAUAAGUCAAAGGUGUAUCUCGUUAUGGAGUUGGUUACUGGUGGAGAACUCUUUGAUCGCAUUGUCGAAAAGGGGUCCUACACAGAAAAGGACGCUUCUCAUCUUAUAAGACAGAUACUAGAAGCGGUUGAUUAUAUGCAUGAACAAGGUGUCGUCCAUCGUGAUCUUAAGCCGGAAAACUUACUUUACUAUAGUCCUGAUGAUGAUAGCAAAAUUAUGAUUAGCGAUUUUGGUUUAUCUAAAAUGGAGGAUUCUGGAAUUAUGGCUACAGCCUGUGGGACUCCAGGAUAUGUGGCUCCUGAGGUGCUGGCGCAAAAACCGUAUGGAAAAGCUGUCGAUGUGUGGAGUAUUGGAGUGAUAUCAUACAUUCUUCUAUGCGGCUACCCUCCGUUUUAUGACGAAAAUGAUGCUAAUCUUUUCGCACAGAUUUUAAAAGGCGAUUUCGAAUUUGAUUCACCCUAUUGGGAUGAAAUUAGUGAGUCCGCAAAGCAUUUCAUCAAAAACCUUAUGUGCGUGACGGUAGAGAAGAGGUAUACUUGCAAGCAAGCACUUGGCCAUGCUUGGAUUUCUGGAAAUGAGGCCAGCAGCAGAAACAUUCACGGAACCGUGUCAGAGCAGUUAAAGAAAAACUUUGCAAAAUCUCGUUGGAAGCAAGCCUACUACGCCGCUACAGUGAUCCGACAAAUGCAGCGAAUGGCACUUAACAGCAAUAGCAAUGCUAAUUUUGAUUCUAGCAAUAGCAGUAACCAAGACUCUACCACUCCAACAGCAGCGACUGGAGCGUGGACUUCUAACGUUCUCUCUUCGCAGCAAUCUGUACAAAGUCAUGCACAAGAAAUGAACAAGUCGGGUGGCAGCACAAAUGCAGCAUCGCAGUAGCAAAGUUUAUAUUCAAAAUAAUGUUACAUUUAUAAUGUUUUGAAUUACAUUUUUGAAUUUUAACAAUUGUUCUAGUCUAGUAAAUAUCUCGUACUAACGAAUCCGAUAUAAUUUCUCAAUCGAAAAUGCCAAUCAAAUAACAUAUAAUGUGCAGCGCACCUGCACCGUUUCAUCUCUUAAUAAUAUUCAUGGCGUAAGGUUACUGCUUAACUAAUAGUAUACGCUAUUGGAUUUCAAAUUGACAAUUUACAUUUUGUUAUGCAAUUUCUAGGUUUGAGUUUUUCUGAACUCUAUAAAUAAUUUGACUUUUUCUCUUACAAAUCAACGCAACCAAACAUUUGCAGCAAACUUGCUUACGAAUAAUAGAUGCGGUACAUUGCAUUGCAAUACAAUAAAUUUAAUAAUUUUAUGUAUGUACAUAUGUUUUAUGUACAAUUUAGUAUUUCUUAUUUUUUGAUUUAUGAACCAGUAAUAUAAGAACAAUGAGAAGCUGCCCAACUCAGCGUUCCAUCAUUUCAAAACAUCAUUUCAUUUUCUACAUUUUACGUGCGACAGUUUUUCGAUUCCAAGAAAAACCUUCUUAAGCAGAUGAUUUGGUGUUGACUGGAAAUUUUUAGUAUUAAGAUGUCAUGAAAACCAACUCACAGUUAUAAUUAAAAUAAUAGUAGGCUAAUACUUUCUUGUAACAAAUAUAUAUAUUAAACAUCCCAAGCGUGAUCUCCCCAAAGAUUAUGUUUUUUCGUCAAUC